GAUAUAACACCACACCGACAAAUAUAGUAUAAAUUUAUAUUUAUUCAUUCAUUCAUGACUAUUUUUACUAUCCGUGUUGAGGCGAUCAAUAUUUAGUAAAAGUUGAGAGUUGCGGAGUGUUUUCUAGAGAUAUUUGAGACUUGAUAUACAACAUAGGAUAAUAUUGUACUGAGUAGAACUGCAGUUUGUUAACUUAGGGUUAAGUAAGGAUAAACUGAAUAAAAAAAUGGCGGGAACUGUAUCACGCAGCCAGGCGGAAGCAUACUGGAAGAAGUAUAACAAAGAUGGAAAUGAUGUAUUGACAGUGGAGGAGGUUAAACAAUGUCUCCAGGAAGUAUAUGAUAGUGCAGAUGACUUUGAUGUUAAGGAUAAAUUUGCAUUUUUUGGGCAGAAAGAACAAAAGGACCUAACAAAAGAUGAGUUUAUAAAAGGAAUGAUGAGGACGGAAAAAUGUAUAGAUUUGAAGAAGGUGUUUAAAGCGAUGGAUAAAGACGGAAACGGAAGUCUAAGUAAAGAGGAGCUUGAAUCCGGCCUCGCUGCCAAUGGUUUCGAGGGGGAAGUGGCUAAAUGUAUCGUAGAAGAACUGGAAUUUGACGGUGAUGGAAAGUACAAUGUUGAUGAAUUCCUAGAGACAGUUGCAUUUAGCGAACAAUUUGCGCAAACGUACGGAUGUUAGACUGUUAUAUGUAUUGAAAGUGCAAUUAUAUAAUGGCGGCAUGUAAUAUAUUGCGAUGCUCCAACUAGCUGCGGCUAUUGUAAACGGCGUCAACGAAAUCAUAUAAUAUGUGUUAAUCACUAUGCUAUAGUUUUACUUUGUAAACUGCCAAUGACUAAAACUUGUUUUAUGUUUAAAUAUAUUGCCUAUUUUAGGUUUUAUCCCUAUGCUUUGCAUAUUGGUAUAUGUUCAAGAACUUUAAGUGAAAUUAUAUUUUACUUUAAAUCCUGUCUAGAUGUAUCUUGAUAAUCUCUACUUGCCACACACAUUUUCAGGCCAAAAGAUAAUUAAAAGUCCAAUCCAAUGAAAUCUGAAUAUAUUCAAACUGACCAUUAAAGCAAAGUGCUUUGACCUAGGAACUUUAAACUUCUUAUGUAGAUAACCCUGAUGAAUUCUAUCAGCCACACAGGAGUGUCUGUGGCUGAGUGGUUAAGGUCUUUGACUUUGAAGCACUUGCCCCUCACCUCUAUGGGUUUGACUCUGGCUUGGGACUUUAGAUUCUUUGAAGCGAUGAAGCUAAUUUAAUCUAUUCAGCUAGCUUUCAGACAGUCAUAGGAACUUCCACCUAGGUCCCCACUUGUCCCUGAAACAUUGUACAGGGUGCAAAUUAGGUGUUCCUCCACCAGUACCACUGGAAAGGCUCCAUAUGAACUUUAAAAGUGCCAAUAAGACAAAACAAAAUCUCAAAGCAAAACCAGAAGUAAAAAGGUCAGGGUCACUAGAUCCUAUAAUAUUAAAACAUAAAACUGGUCAUUAAAUCAAAAUGCAUUAAGUAAAA
Messenger RNA from Ruditapes philippinarum (Manila clam), 1493 nucleotides. RefSeq names its product parvalbumin alpha-like. The coding region runs from base 227 to 676 and encodes 149 amino acids. Lineage: Eukaryota; Metazoa; Mollusca; Bivalvia; Venerida; Veneridae. Gene Ontology annotation, molecular function: calcium ion binding. The transcript has 3 exons. The record is from RefSeq and is a predicted model, not a curated record.